CCGCAAUGGGGUCACGAACAGCCUUGGGGGGUCGGUCACGAACUCACUAAUGGUGACUAUGUUGUUUAUGAGCUUUCUUUGAGGCUCUCCUCAUGAAAGUCUUACUCUAACGACGACAAUUGUGUCUUCUCCUUCGUGUUUCGGCGAUGGUUUUUGAGCUUUUCUCGAAUCAAUUUCGUGGUCGUGAGUGUUGGGAUUGUGAAAACUGAAUCUAGUAGGCGGGGGUUGGAGACAAUUCUUUGACCUUCGUUGAAUUUCAGCUUUUUUCUGGGGGAGAUGCAUUCGGGUUUCUACGUUGGGAGAGUUUUUUUCGUCGCGACGGGAUUUUGUCCUAGCGUGAUAUUGUUCGUUUUGUAAGGCUUUGUGCACAUUUAGGAGAAAUUAUCUCGCCAUCGUUUUUGCCUCUGUCUGGUUUGACGAUCUGGUGCGGGUUGAGAGCAGAUUGUGAAUUAGAGAUAGUUUAUGUGUGUGGAGUGACACAUGUUGGUGUUGAGAGUUGGACAGAGGAGGCAUUGCCGAUGCUGCAUGAAUUACGUCAUUUCCUUCCUUUGGGUAAUCUUAGUCAUCCCUUGCGUAGCAGCGGCAUGGACUCGUCCAAGCACUGGCGGGGAUGACUUGAGAGCACGUCAAGAGCCGCUCAAUUUCGCUGAGAAAACGUUUGUGGAUGCCGUGGAUGGCCAAGAUGGGAUCCAAACGGUUUUGGUUGUCUCUAAUGAUGGGCACCCGGAUCACUUCGUAUCGGUGCAAGCAGCGGUAGAUGCAGUUCCCAUGUGGAAUUACGUGCGCUGGGUGAUCUUCAUCAAACCGGGGGUAUAUUACGGUCCUGUCAUUGUUCCAGAGGGCAAGGAUUAUAUCACAUUCUUGGGCGAGAGCGCGGAGAGUACAAUUCUAACAUUCAACAGAAAGGCUUGUGACAAGAAGCCGGAUGGGUCAGACUACACCAUCUUAGACUGUCCUACUGUGAUUGUGGAAGCUUCCAAUUUUAUUGCUAAGGGCAUCACGUUUGAAAACAGCUCUCCUAAACCAGGAGAUUUUGACUACAACUCCCAAGCACCUGCUGUACGGGUCUCUGGUGAUAAGUGUGCAUUCUAUGACUGCAUUUUCUUGGGAUGGCAAGACACCUUGUAUGCAGAUCAAGGAAAGCACUACUACAAAGAUUCUCGAAUUGAAGGGAACGUUGAUUUCAUACUUGGAUAUGCAUCAGCAGUUUUUGAGAAUUGCACAAUUCAUUCCAGAGGCGAGGGAUUCAUAACUGCGCAAAGCAGGUGGUGCGAGGAUGAUUGCCAAGAAGCUUCAAACUCGACGUUUAUAACACCCAACUCAACAUUCGUAAUAUUGAGGUCUAAUAUAACAGGGUAUGAUCCAGCAACCUACAACUCCACUGGGACAGGGCUCACGUACCUGGGUCGUCCGUGGAGAGAGUAUGCAAAGGUUGUGUUUAUUGACACAACACUGGGGGAGCACAUUGCUCCCGAGGGCUGGGUGGACUGGGUCACAGAUUCAGGACCUCUGUUUGCGCAUGACAAUGUAUAUUUCGGAGAGUUCAACAGCAGUGGCCCAGGGGCGAGUGAGUCCAGUCGCAUCGACUGGUCUCAUCAACUGACACCAGAGGAAGCUCAAGUCUACCGGGAUGUAGAAGCGUUCCUCGACACAAAAAAUUGGGUUGAACAUCCUCUUUCAGUAGAGCAGCUCAAGGGCUCUCAUCUUUUGAACGAGCAAAACUGGGCAACGCCUGCCGCCCCGCAGAGGGGUUACAGAGACAAAAAGUUUCCGCCCCGGAGAUGGAAACGGUUGGGCGCCAAGAAUGGUAUGCCUUGAGCAAUACUACUGACUCAGUACAUUUUAUGAAUCUUAUCCACUCUAGCUGUAAUGGUCAUUUUCUUUCUUGCGUACGGCAGCUCUCAAAACAAUUAAUAGCCACGAGUAGUAUUUUUCCACUGCACGCAAUUGUACAUAAGAUAGAGAAGAUGCAGCGAGAACUGGUAUGAACGUGUCAAGUCGAACACUUAGUUUGGAUGUUAUUACCUAGCUGGGUAACAUCUUAAGUUCAAAUAACCACGUAAUGUGUUUCCGCUUUUGAAUACAGUAUUGGAAUUCGAUUUCUUGACAUUUGAGCUUA
Messenger RNA from Physcomitrium patens, 2119 nucleotides. Its product is annotated as pectinesterase 31. Gene Ontology annotation, molecular function: pectinesterase activity. NCBI's taxonomy places the organism in Eukaryota, Viridiplantae, Streptophyta, Bryopsida, Funariales, Funariaceae. Gene Ontology annotation, biological process: cell wall modification; pectin catabolic process. The record is from RefSeq and is a predicted model, not a curated record.